Molecule: messenger RNA, 2428 nt
Organism: Procambarus clarkii (red swamp crayfish)
Lineage: Eukaryota; Metazoa; Arthropoda; Malacostraca; Decapoda; Cambaridae
Product: proteoglycan 4
Source: RefSeq, a predicted model, not a curated record
CAUGCUGGGAGACUGCUCACUCGGAGGUAGCCGUCCGCGCAGACAUGAGGAUUUUGGCGGUAUUCUUGGGCCUGGUCUGCUGUGCCCUAAUUGAAAGUGCACAUGGGCAGGACGAGUAUUAUGAUUAUUAUGAAGACGCGCCUCUAGACGACACGGCCGCUGCGGCGGAAGGAGCACCCGCAGACGUAGGCGGCGAGGAGCCUCUACCUGAAGAACUUCCUGUAACCGAGGCCCCGACAGAAAAGCCCGCACCUGCUGAUACACCAAAACAGAGAAGGAAACUGGUAAGCCUUCGUAAGACUCCGAGGAUUGGUGCCACCAGAAGAACAUCAUCACCAGCAGCAGCAGCAGCAGCUCCUGCAGAAACUGGCAGUUCUGACGAUGCUCCUGCCUCUAGCAACGGACGCGCACGCACACCCAGCACAAGCAGUACAAGUCGCUCGCGGCGUCCAUCGUCGAGGGUAAGCGGAGCCUCACAAACUGCUGCUGCUGACACCCCUGCUGAAGCUCCCAAGGAAGAAACCCCCUCUAGAACUAGAUCAUCCCGCACUGGGUUCCGCCCAUCCUCUCGCUCAAGUACAUCGAACUCUCCAACAGAACCCACGACCCGGCGUUCCUUCAGCCGCACAUCCGCCACCACAACCCAAGCUCCUAGCGACAACGGAUCUGGCCACCGAUUUAACCGUCGCCCAACCUCCUUCACUCCCAGCAAAUCUAGGGGUCCAUCUUCACGUGCCAAUGCUGAAACUGACGACGCUGCUGGCUCCACUACCCCCUCCAGCAGGCGAUCACUUACCAGAGGUCAGCCCCGCAGAAAGUUUAGAAUUCCUUCGAAAACUCAGCAAGGCCCUCGUGCUCUUCGCCCUUCUUUCACGAGAACCACAACUACUCCCAGAACCACAACCACAACUACUGCACCACAGAUCUCCGAGGUUACAACCAUGGAACCAGCCCCAGCACCACAAAUAACGCAAACCACAACCAUGGAGCCAUCAAUGGAACCAAAAGUAAUUGAAACUACAAACACAGAAUCAGCCCCAGAUCCACAAAUUAUCGAAGUUGCACCCAUGAAACCCGCCCCAGCACCACAAGUCCUUGAGACCAAAAUCAUGGAACCAGUUCCAGUACCACAAGACAUUGUGAAAUCCGUCCCAACACAAGACAUUGUGGAACCUGUCCCAACAGAAGACAUUUUGGAACCCGUCCCAACACAAGACAUUGAGGAACCAGCUCCAGUACCACAUGUAAUUGUGCAGCCAACCCCAGUACCACACAUAAUUAUGGAACCAGCUCCAACACCACGUGCAUUUGUGGAACCAGCUCUAGCACCACAUGUAACUGUAGGACGAGUUCCAACACCACAAGUUAUUGUGGAACCAGCUUCACCACGCAUAAUUGAGGAAAUAAUCAUAGAGCCAGCUCCAGCACCAAGUGUAACUGUGGAACCAGCCCCAGCACCACAAGUCAUUAUGGAGCCUGCUCCAACACAUGUAAUUGCAGAACCAGCACCACAAGUCAUCACGGAGCCAGCUCCACAAGUCAUCACGGAGCCAGCUCCACAAGUCAUCACGGAGCCAGCUCCAGUGCCACAUGUAAUUGAGGCCGUAGUCAUGGAACCAUCUCCAGCACCACAAGUCACUGAGGAUACUGCCAGUGAACCAGCCUCAGAUCCAUUAAUAAUUGAGGAAAUGUCUGUGGAUCCUACAACUGAGAUUACAACUGAAGCAGUUAAUGCCACUGAGGAAGUAGUCACAAGUACGUUACCACCAGUGAUACGUCCCAAGCCAAUCCGUAUUCUUCCUCCUGUUAAAACACCACGAAGAGGCUCUUCCAGGUUCACUCCACCGAGGGCCCCCUCUCAUCCUAUCAUCCACACAACUCAAGCACCGAGCAACAUAUUUUAUCCACCACUUUCGACCUCAGUAAGGGCAGGUGCCCGUGCCACGGCAUCAUCCAGUCAUGAAACUAGUCGUAACGAAGUUACACAAGAUCCUGCAGUUAGAGCCCCUACUUUAUCUAAGGCAGAGACUAAACCAAGCAAGUACCCAACAAUAAAUUAUGGACCAUCAGAUAUACGUUAUGCGGGUGGAGCUGUUGUCAUCACAGAAGUAGGCACUGUUGAAGAUUCUCCAGUUGAUGAGGUUCGGCGGAUAUUAAGUGGAUUUGGCAGCCGACGACGAGGAUUGGGUCGUCCGCAGGAAAAACGAAUACCCGUAGUCCAAAAAGCUACAGUUCCUGAGCCAAUUUUCCAUUCUAAGGCUCCUGCAGAGUCAACUGAUUAUGAUUACACUGAUUAUUACUAUGAUGAUCUCAUCUAGCAAGACUAUUUUCACUGACAAUAUAGUAUAGUACAGUAUACUUAUACAACAUUGGUAAUGGAUACACAUUACAGUACAGCAGAGGCAAGUGUACCUGUACCAAAAAUUAA